GCGUGUUGAUGGUUUCUUUUGAUUUUGGUCCAGCAUCCGUCUCCUUCGUACCAUCCAAACUCAGAAUCGGAGCGAAGUAAGGAAGAAAUCCAGUUUGGAUGAGUGGGAACAGUUAAUCAUUGUCUCUUCUCUUCUCUUCUCUUCUCAUAUACCACUCACACACACACAUCUCUUCGACCACCCAAAUCGCGUUUUCCCCAUUAUCUUCUUCCCCCAUUCGUGUCGGUGAUCCAUCCAAAUCCCCAAUCCCAAUGUCGCCGAUUCGAAUGGAUCCAUCAAAGCAGCAAUAUUACCGCACCAGCGGAUUGGUGAUAGGCUACGCACUAUGCUCAAGCUUACUCGCCAUCAUAAACAAAUACGCCAUAACCAAAUUCAACUACCCAGGCCUCUUAACCGCAUUGCAGUACCUCACUUCUGCUCUCGGUGUCUAUCUCUUAGGCAAAUUAGGGUUUCUCCACCACGAUCCUUUCGUUCUUCCCACGGCCAAAAAAUUCUUCCCCGCUGCACUCGUUUUCUACCUCGCCAUCUUCACCAACACCAAUCUUCUCCGUCACGCCAACGUCGAUACCUUCAUCGUUUUCCGAUCGUUAACCCCUCUCCUUGUCGCCCUUGCCGACACCGCCUUCCGCAACCAGCCAUGUCCCUCUAACUUCACAUUUUUCUCUCUCGUCGUCAUUCUCGCCGGCGCCGUCGGCUACGUCGCUACCGAUUCCGCUUUCACCCUCACCGCUUAUUCCUGGGCCUUCGCUUAUUUGGUCACCAUUACCACUGAGAUGGUUUACAUUAAGCACAUGGUCAUGAAUCUAGGGUUGAACACUUGGGGUUUUGUGCUUUACAACAACCUGUUGUCGCUCAUGAUGGCUCCUUUCUUUUGGUUCCUCACUGGAGAGAAUGUUGAGGUUCUCGCUGCUCUUAGAUCUGGCUCUGGGAGUUUGUUCGAGCCGACUGCGUUUUCUGCUGUGGCUCUGUCUUGUUUGUUUGGUUUGCUCAUUAGUUUCUUCGGUUUUGCGGCUAGAAGAGCCGUUUCCGCCACGGCGUUUACCGUUACCGGAGUGGUUAAUAAGUUUUUGACUGUGGCUAUCAAUGUGGUUAUUUGGGACAAGCAUGCUAGCCCUGUUGGGUUGGUCUGUUUGCUGUUUACUAUUGUUGGUGGAGUUCUUUAUCAACAGUCGGUGACUGGGCCGGGGAAUGCUCCCGCGCAGCGCGAUGUUGCUCUGGUGCCGAAGCAGUCAGAUGUUGAAAGUAAUAAUGGUGGUGGCAGUGAUGAUUAUGAUGAUGAUUUGGCAAGUGAGAGAGAAGGAAAGGGGAGGAGAGGUUUGAUGCAGUUCUCUAAGACUCCAAGCUUUAAAGUUACAAAUUGCCUUUCAGGAAAGUACUAUUAACAUCUUC
This is a messenger RNA of Abrus precatorius (Indian licorice), 1389 nucleotides long. Its product is annotated as GDP-fucose transporter 1. The transcript has 2 exons. Gene Ontology annotation, molecular function: GDP-fucose transmembrane transporter activity; antiporter activity. NCBI's taxonomy places the organism in Eukaryota, Viridiplantae, Streptophyta, Magnoliopsida, Fabales, Fabaceae. The record is from RefSeq and is a predicted model, not a curated record. The coding region runs from base 252 to 1382 and encodes 376 amino acids. Gene Ontology annotation, cellular component: Golgi apparatus.